AUGUCGUCCUUCUUCACCCUACCGGCCUCGCAGAAAAAGCGGAAGCGGGCGCAAGAUGAUUCUGCUCCACGUGCGAAGGGCAAAAGUGCACCGAAGGCCAGGGCGACUCGCGACGAAUCCAUUUCUGGCAGCGAUGUGUCCGACGAUGAAGGCCCAGUUCGUGGAGGCGACGUAGAAGUGGAAAGCUCCGACGACGAGGAAGAGUUCUUUCAUGAGGACCCCAAUGACAAGCGAAUACGACUGGCGGAGCAGUACCUCAAGAACACGCGAAAGGAAGUGGAGGAGGAAGUGGGAUUCGAUGCGAAAGAUGUCGACGAGGAGAAUCUGCGGCGGCGCAUGGGCGAUCGGCUGAAGGAGGAUACAGCAGAGACCCGAGGGAAGCUGUACCGAUGGAUUGCACAGGAGUUCGACUGGAGCAAGGCAGAAAGAGGACAGGCCAGGCAUCAUCAGAAAACUGUUACAGGCGUGGCAAUAUCUGGAGAGCAUGCAUACACAGUUGGCAAAGAUGCGGUGCUGGUCAAGUGGCGUCUCCCUUCAUCAGACAGAUCGCUGAACAAGUUUGGAGAAGUGCCCAGCAGGAAACCUCAGAAAGUAUUGGCUUCGACGAAGUUUGGCAAAAACACAAAUAGCACGGAUGCGGAACACCACACCAUGGCGAUACUAUGCGUCGCAGCUUCGCAGGAUGGCAAGUUUGUGGCGACAGGAGGAGCCGACAAGAAGCUGAUAGUCUGGGAUGCUGCCACUUUGAAACCUCUGAGAGUGUUCCCAUCGCCUGGCCAGAGAGGCCACAGAGACGCUAUCAUCGGUCUUUCGUUCCGAAGAGGCACCAACCAGCUGUACAGCGCGAGUAAAGACCGGACGAUCAACACGUAUUCUCUGGAUGAGUUAUCCUAUGUCGAGACGCUGUUUGGACACCAAGACGGAGUGGUGGAUGUUAGUGCAUUGGCGACUGAGACAUGUGUGACUGUUGGCGCAAGAGACAGGACUGCAAGGUUUUGGAAGAUCGUCGAAGAGAGCCAACUAGUCUUUCGCGGAGGUGGAGCGCCCAAAAGGGAUCGAUAUGCGAAGUCGAACGACAGCGGUAUCGAUAUGGCGGAAGAAGAGCCACCCCAUGAAGGUUCUACAGAUCGAGUGGCUUGCAUCGACAAUGAGACAUUCGUCACAGGGUCUGAUAACGGCUCCAUAUCACUCUGGAACAUCAACAAGAAGAAAGCAGUGCAUGUGUAUGCUCUCGCACAUGGCAUGGACCCGCCUCUACCACUGGAAGAAGUCAGCGCGGAAGUCGACCCACCAGAAGAAGCGCGGACCAAGCCACAACCUAGAUGGAUCACGGCAUUACGAGCAAUACCUUACUCUGACACGUUCGUCAGCGGCAGCUGGGACGGAUAUUUACGAGUGUGGAAGAUCAGCACCGACAAGCGACGCAUCGAAGCAGUGGGACGCAUAGGAUCGACAGAUCUGUCAGUGGAAGAGCUACUCAGACAGGAAGAACUCGAUUCCGCAGCACUCUCCAACGAUGCGCUCAAUGCCAUGAUCGACGGCAGCGAGAAGCACAGUCGCAUCAACGGCAUCAUCAACGACCUUGCAAUUGCCGAUCGAGGCGAGCGAGCCAAGGACGGCGUGGUCGUCGUCGCGGCAGUCGGCAAAGAACCACGUCUCGGCCGCUGGCGCGAAAUGAAAGACGCCACGAACUGCGUGGCUCUCUUCGACAUUCCCCGAAAAGUCCUCGACGGCGAAACUUCCAGCGAUACCCUCGACGUCCUUCCCAAUGGCGGUCAUGAUGACUUUGCAGGCUUCGACUAG
Messenger RNA from Fulvia fulva, 1803 nucleotides. RefSeq lists its product as uncharacterized. The record is from RefSeq and is a predicted model, not a curated record. NCBI's taxonomy places the organism in Eukaryota, Fungi, Ascomycota, Dothideomycetes, Mycosphaerellales, Mycosphaerellaceae. Gene Ontology annotation, cellular component: small-subunit processome. The coding region runs from base 1 to 1803 and encodes 600 amino acids. Gene Ontology annotation, molecular function: snoRNA binding; protein binding. The transcript has a single exon.